Aedes aegypti (yellow fever mosquito) is the source of this 3883-nucleotide messenger RNA. Its product is annotated as oxysterol-binding protein-related protein 9. Lineage: Eukaryota; Metazoa; Arthropoda; Insecta; Diptera; Culicidae. The transcript has 15 exons. The record is from RefSeq and is a predicted model, not a curated record. Gene Ontology annotation, cellular component: cytosol; membrane; intracellular membrane-bounded organelle. Bases 167 to 2461 code for a protein of 764 amino acids. Gene Ontology annotation, molecular function: sterol binding.
ACAACUUUCUUCUGCUCUUGUCGGGUGACAACUUUUUGUGUAAAUUUUUGUCCAAGUUAAAAUCGCGAAGUGUUUUGCUCGAAAAAUUUGUGAAAAAUCCAGUGAUUUCGACGGUUUAAGUUUGUGAAUCAUUGCGGAAAACGAAGGAUUAUUGUGAAAAGCAACAAUGGCAAUGCUAGAAGGCACCCUCUCCAAGUGGACGAACGUUAUGAAAGGAUGGCAGUAUCGUUGGUUCGUUUUGGAUGAAUAUGCUGGAUUGUUGUCCUACUACACGUCGAAAGAAAAAAUGAUGAAAGGUGUUCGCCGAGGAUGUGUGCGAUUAAAAGGAGCCGUAAUCGGAAUAGACGAUCAGGAUGUGAACACAUUCACCAUAACUGUAGAUCACAAAACGUUCCAUUUCCAGGCUAGAGACGCAGACGAACGCGAGAAAUGGGUUCGCCGGCUGGAGGACACCAUUCUUCGGCACGCCAACCGAAGUCGAGCCCUCUGGGAUCAACAGUACAGCGGUGGAAGCAGUAAUUAUUCCCACGGUACUCCAGGAUCCAGUACAAAACGCACCAACAAUUUGGCGUUGUUCGACAAGAAAGUAAGCGAAGCGGACGCUUAUUUGCAACUCAUGAUCGAACAAACAACGAAAAUUGAUAACAGGAUACAAUCGUUAGGUGAAUGUGAAGAAGCUCAAAAACUGAAAACAAUCUAUGAACACGCAGAUGCAAUGCUUGAGAACAUUAAGCAUUCGAUAGUGUUACUCCAGAUAACGAAGAACACAGCGAAUCCAAUCAACGGUAUCUAUCAGGGCCCGAUUGUUAGCAAAUCGGAAACGGAAACCGAAACCAGUGAUACCGACUUAUUGUCCGUCCCAACACCCGGCUUGGUGCAGACUGGCAUAGAAGUGGGCUCCGAAUGCAGAGAAAACCGGCGUCGCAGCAAUAUCACACAUUCCUCAAUUGCUGUUCCGGAAACUUCUUACUCCAGCUCGGAGGGAGAGGACGAUUUCUUCGACGCAAACGAUGAUCCAUUCACUUCUAGUCAGCUGAACACCCCGACAAGCAAUACCAGAACACUAUCCGAUCCAACUGCACGCUUGUCCACCGAGGAGCACUUUGCUACUGCCGAGGACAAUACAAGCAAUAGCGUAUCACUCAAAAAGCAAGACAGUCUCGACACAUCCACCGCUUCUGUCAUCCCGAAUGACCUGGGUCAUGGGGCGCACGUCGGUUCGCGGAAAUCCUACGACUCCAAAUCGCUGCCAAUACGAAACGAUGGAAGCUUGGACUACGAUGCCUUAUACGAAGACGAAUCGGACAACGAUCUGUCGAUGGAAUCGCACGGUUCCGUGGUCACACAUCUGCUGUCUCAGGUGAAGAUCGGCAUGGAUCUGACAAAGGUGGUACUGCCCACAUUUAUUCUAGAGCGGCGGUCUCUGCUGGAAAUGUACGCCGACUAUUUUGCUCAUCCGGAUCUAUUCCUACGGAUUGCCGACCUCGACGAUCCACGCGAACGCAUGAUUCAAGUCGUUCGAUGGUACCUUAGCGCUUACCAUGCUGGACGGAAGAGUACCGUGGCCAAGAAACCGUACAACCCAAUUCUCGGCGAAAUUUUCCAGUGCCACUGGGAUACACCAGAAAUGCCAACCGGUGACGACAGUUCCAACAUAGAAGUCAAGGACGGCCCAGUUCCAUGGUGCCGAAAGGAUCAAUUAACUUUUAUAGCCGAACAAGUCUCGCACCAUCCUCCAAUUUCAGCGUUUUAUGCUGAGCACUACAACAAGAAAAUCAGCUUUUCGGCCCACGUGUGGACGAAAUCGAAAUUCCUCGGGCUGUCGAUUGGGGUGCACAACAUAGGCCAAGGUACCGUGACGCUAUGUGAUCGAAAUGAGGAGUAUAUAGUUACCUUUCCAAACGGUUAUGGCAGGUCUAUUUUGACGGUGCCGUGGAUUGAGCUGGGCGGUACGGUAACCAUCACAUGUCCGCAGACAGGAUAUCAUGCCGAUAUCGAUUUCCUCACGAAGCCAUUCUACGGUGGCAAACGAAACAAAAUCCAGGGUGAGAUUUACAGCCCCAGUGAAAAGAAGUCUUUCCUUUCGAUAGUCGGUGAAUGGAGCGGCCUAAUGGAGUACAAAUUCAACGAUGGAAGCAAACCAUCUAAGUUUGAGACAUUUGUCGACGUGAAUAGUAUACCGAUCUUCAAGAAGAAGGUGCGCCCCGUAGCCGAGCAGACGGAAAACGAGUCUCGAAACGUGUGGAAGGAGGUCACUGCCGGCUUGAAGAUGAACGACAUCGACAAAGCAACGAACGCGAAGUUUCAAGUAGAACAAAAGCAGCGUGUUGAAGCACGUGAACGGAAGGAAAACAGUGGAGAAUGGGAAAAUAGGUAUUUCAAAUCAGUGGGCGAAUCGUGGAUUUACAAUAAUCCACUGCUGCAUAGACUUACACUGGAGAGACGUGAUAGUAAAAGAUAGCAAUCCAACGACGGAAGCUGUGCUAGUUCUAGCAGAAAUAGGCAAUAAAGGUAACAUUAGUAGCGCUACAACUGUUGUUAUAAAAACGUGACGGGUUAAGCGAAUCAGUAUAUUCCCAUUCCUAUCAUCGAUUUAAAAAAUGGUGAUGAGUGAAUAGUCCACUUUGACAAAAUAAGUGUUAAAUCAGGCUACACUGUUGUCUAGCCAUACUUGAAUUGAUUGCAACGGUUUACUAUCUUCUAUAAAACCCCAAACGAAACAUUUACUAAAGCUCACAUUAGCACCUUAGUUCAGUACUAGUGAAACGUAAUUUAAAACUUUUUAGCUAUACUCUGAUGACCACACGAAUAACUUAAAAUACAUCGUCUACAUUUUUGCAAACAACAAUCUUCGCAGUCAGUACGUUUUUGUUAUCUAGAGUUAGCUCGAUUUUCAGUUUAAGCUAACAACCUUCAAAUGUUACCGAGCUUUAAGUGCAUGUAACCUAACGAUUUAUUUCAUUUCCGCGAAAUACCCGUCGAUCUCUUUGGACAUCUAUUUGCAGUGAUUUGUCAAAGCAUUUAGCCUCAACUUCUAAGACCACAACUCUUCCACUAGUUCAGUAAUAUAAAUAACACUCACACAACAAACGGUUUGUCCAUAUUUUUAUUGACGCGGAGAAGGUGAUUUUUGUGAUAUGCACAAACUUAAAAAGGGAAACUCUGUUUUAUAUGCAAAAAUAUCGUUAAAUAGCUACUACAGUUUGAAUAUACAAGUAAAAGAAAAAAAAAACAACAAACAAAACGCUUAUAACUCACACAGUAGCUCCUUUUUACCUAGAACAAAGAAAAAACAAAAACACCUGAUCCCGAAUCAAUGAGAUCCGUUUCAGGAGCGAUACAACAAGCGAACAUGUUAACAUAAAGUUUUGCAUUAUCGAACAACUGGAAAAAUUACACUUCAAGAUGAACAAAAGGUAUUAUACCGUGGGUUAUUAUUAUCAGUAUCUACAUCGUAAGCCUAAAAAAGGUGAAGAAGUUGCUAUAUUCUCAAGAUAAAUGCACCUUAAACGUAGUAAAAAACGAGAGCAGAUUUACACUAGUAACAGGAAAAUAUAUGAUCAUAAACAGCAAGCAGUUCGAACAAGUUGCACCAAACAAAAAGAAAACCCUAUGAGAUAAAAAAAUAGAAUAAACAUCAACGACAACACAACUCCUGGUCGAGCAGUUGCAGACAUUAAAUACGAUUGGAAGGGAGUAUCGCGAUGACUUCAACACAUAUAUUUAACUAAAGUGAUUAUUUGCAAUUACAAAUUAGUGAACAUAUUACUGAUGAACGAAGCAACAAGAAAUCCUUAGUAACCUAUUUUAGGACAAUGUCCGAAACGAGAGGAAAACUAAAUGAAAUAUGAACAGAAUGCAAUAAAAAUUUCGAAUAUCUGAA